AUUGUGAAUGUGCAUGUACAAGUGCUACCACAUGCCUUUUGGCCGAAAUUUGGUUGUAGCAAACGAUUUUAACUCAAUCAUUCAAUAACGGACAAUUAUUGUUGUGAAAAUAAUGGUUGUUGACAAUCAAAUCGAUCUCGGCCAUUGUUGGCUACCAUAUCGGCAAUUGAAUAAUCUCAUCAAAAAUUCCAUUCGCGAUGGUUCUCUUCAAGCUUGUUCAAAGCUUGAAAGCGCACUCAUCAAACAUAAAGCCGAUUUCAUUUCCGCUAUGAAAAAUGCACCGAAAAAUUCACUACACCGUGAAGUUGUUCGUAAUGCUUGUAAUGAUGGCAUAACGAUAAUUGAAAAUCAGAAUAAAUUAAAAAAAGUCAUACCCCAAGACAUGGUGAAUGAAGCUUUACUCCUGUCCGAUUUAUUCAACCUGAACGAACUCAAUGCAUUGGAAUUGUUGAUUACCGGCCAGAACCAACUUUCCCGCUUUCCAGAUAUGAGCCGCGGAACGGUUGCCGUUCUCUACUACUACGAUAGCAAAAAAAAUCUUUUAAGCGCCUUACAAACAUUAAUUCAGGUUAGCAGUGGCCGCAGUUGGACAUCAAAAUUGUCAAAAGAAAUUUCUCGCUGCAUAAAUCGAUUCGUCAAUGAAUUAAAAGAGGAGAGCAUAGUCAUACGCUGUUGUAAUAUAUUGAAUGAAUUCGAUAUCAAACGCGAGUAUGAUAUGUUAGAAACGAAUCGAGGCCUUGGACCUUAUAGAUACCGGAAACAAGUGUUUGACACAAUGAAAGACAUUCGAAAAAUUACGGCCAACAUCAUAUUCAAUUAUUCAGCACAGACAUAUCUUUCGACAAAAGAAAUGUUCAGCAUAUUUGAGCUUGUUCAAAACAAGAGUUGUUUGGAGAGUACCUAUUUAGAUACAGUAACCACAGAAUUGUUGUUGUCCAUGCUUUAUGCGUUGGAUGUCAGCUUUAUCCAAGAACUCGAGGACGAUGAGCAACGACAAUCUGCUACUAUUGAUGCUUGCUGGUGGAUCAAAAAUGGGAAUGCUUUCGCAGAAUUUGUUUCAAAACUAGACGAAUCUGAAUUUGUCAUCAAAUCUAUCAAACCAAUCAUUCGAUUGGCCGUAUCGUUAAAUCUCAAGACAUUGUCCAUGUACUCGUUGCCUGGUUUGGAUUUGGUAGAAAUUGACGAAGAAAAGCUAAUUGAUCGGGCAAUUGAAGAGAAUGUAUUCGAAAACAUUAACCAACUGUUGGCUCAAAAUAAACAUCUGUACAGUGAAGAAUUUUUCGUUCAUAAAAUUCAUUCAAUCAUCUGUGAUAUGAUUAUGAACAUGUCACAUAAGAUUAAAGAGUUACGCGACAAAGCCGACGAAUCGGGCAUCAUAUUGAAUGCUUUGUCAGCUGAAUCGAUUAAACCUUUCACUAAUUUGUCUCAAGCCUCACUUCAAUUUGAUAAAUUUCUCCGUUUUCUGGCAACUUUCUAUCAUGCCGAUCCUUAUGGCUUAUCUAAUGACUUUUGGCUUAACGUUGAUCAACAGCAGAUUCAUUCGAAAUCUGUUUUAUCCCGUCAGCAAGUACUACACAAAUUCGUUCGUUCAUUACACGAAUCCUUUUUUCCACAGCUAUUGCAUGCUGCUGUCAUUAAAUUCUUUCGGUCACUAGCUCGCCACUCACCAUUCAACGUGUUCAAUCUGAUUAAGAACACAAGUUUUCACACUAGCAUUCAAUUCUCUAUAAGUUCAUUCAGUGAAACGCUAAAUGAUUAUCUAAACACUGUUCGAGGUUCGGACAAUACCGAACGAAUUAGUGCUUCAUUCUCGUUAUCUGUUGGCUUCAAUAAUCACAUUCAUCAACAUGUACAAAAUCAAGGCAACCGACGAAAAUUGGCCACCACAGCAGACGUCGAAUCGAUUUGUGCUAUCGUGAACCUUUUAGAGGAAAUCGUCCAAAAUGAUCGAACCUGUUGUGUGGCUAUUGCUGAGAAUCAGCAAUACCUUUUUAUUCCAAUCAUGGUGUCUAUCCUUCGUUGUGCUGUUUCGCGUGAGUUAAAGGCUCAGAUACUGAAAUGUUUUGCCGCAUUCUCCACUGUAUCAUCCGUGUCGAACAUUAUUUGGCGUGAAAUCGAAACUAUAUUACCUCGCUAUAAUCAAUCAGGUAUGCUUAGUCAUCCAAAAUUAUGGCAGAACGGUAUCGCCAUUGAAAUCGAAGAGAUCGAGGUGAAAAAUGAAGAAUAUCCAAUAACAAUCGCAUUCUUGGAACUGAUGAACACCUUGUUCUCACAUUUGGAAUCUCGCAUGACAAUACAUCAGAUGAGCUCAUCUGAAAGUUGUUUUAAAUUCAUUAUAGAUUCCAUUCUGUUAAAAACUUCCUAUCGUAUCUUCAAGAAUGAAAAUGAAAAAUGGAUCGUCAUGAAACUGGCUUACCAGCUGCUCUUGAACAUUGUACAGCGAUGUGAUUUUAUCGAAGGACUCACUCCUCGAAUGUUGGCCGUGUUCUCACAGAUAUUACAGGAGAAUCUCCUAUUUCGGCAUAUUAUUUCAAGUUUAGAAGAGAGUGUUACCUAUUUGGAAGUCAAUUAUAACCAGCCAACCUUAAAAGAUUAUGAUCAUGGCCCUCAACAAACAUGCAGAUUCGUGGAACAAUGUACCGUUACCAUAUUGUCAUUGCUACGUGAAGUUUGCCAACGUCAAGACCUUUUCUUUGAAUCGAUACGAGGGGCAGCUGGCCUUUGCUUAUCAACGUUUGUCAAAUUUGAUUCAUUGUUCAACAAUAUCAAUCCGCGCACAAAUCGUCAAGAUCGAUUAGUCAUAUUAUUCCGGAUGCUGCCUUUUUCGUCGGAAAUUGCUAUCCAUACAUUACGACUGUUACGUUCGUUAUGUGAUGCAAAUUUCGAAAUGACUUAUUUAUGCUUAAUGCAGUGUUGUUCAAAUGUACAGAAUCCAUUGCUCAAAUCCGAACAGUUUAAUCAAAUGUUUGUCGAAUGCUUGGAACGUGAUAGUCAAGAAUUGCGUAAAGAAACCCUCCUGUUCAUCGACACCUAUUUGGGACAGGGAUCGGCCACUAGCAAAUACACGUUUGCUCACAAAUUAAUUGGUAUCGAAAGUAAACUGUUUUCACUAAAAAACGUUAGUCUUUUUUGUCAGAGCUAUACGUGUUUACAUUCGAUUCUUUCAUUGUUCGAUGGCUCAAUUAUUGAAUGGCAAGAUUUGUUAGAAGAACGUAAAUUAGGCAUGCACAUUAUCUACAAAUUGUGUUCAUCCGUCCAUACAAAUGAGAUCGUUUUGCGUGUUCUACGGUCAAGCUACGAAUUCAACCUUCAAUACUUAAAAUUCUGGAAUAGAUUGACCGUCACACAGUUUGCGAUGGAUCAAAAGCUUGUCGAAUCGUUGCUAUUCGAAAUAACAUAUUUUCUCAAGAUUCUGGCGAUUGACAUACGUAUCACUUCUGAACAGAAGCUUCAAUCCUACUGUUCAUCAUACGUUUCGUUCUUGUUCAAAGAGACCAAAAAACCUCGAAUUCUAGGCUUCCUGUAUCCGUUCGUAUUCGAACAUGACCACCCGACCAUGCAAAGCUUUGAUUAUUUUGAUUCUAAAGAAUUACAGAAAACCAUCUUGGAAAGUUUGAAUGUCGAUAAGACCAUAGAUCUACCUUUGUUGCAUCAGAAAUUGUUCAAUGAAAUCCGUGCUCUCGGUACUCAGAUUGGUCUUUCUUCUUCGAGCCUUCUCCGUGAAGAGAUCAAAAAGAUAAUGCUUUAUUGUACUUCGGUUAAUCAAUCGAUCGAGAUGGUUAAGCAGAAAAGUGAAUUCAUCGAAUCAUGGUGUGAAUUAGUGCAGGUCAUCAUUUUGUGUAGCUGCCUUGCUGGCUCUGGAAUGGAACAGGAGAUGCAAUCUCGUUAUCUUGCCGAGAUUAAUCUUGAGCUCAUCAACAGAAUUAUGGAUCCAUCAACGAAUGAUCAUUUUUACCGAUCCAUCUCUUCCACCAUUCUUAUUGCCUCAUGGGCAUUAAACGAAAUCGAUUCGAAAAGUGUAACAAACAUUUCCUCAUGCAUUCGUUCAAUCAUGCACGUACUGGAGAAUUCCUCGCUAAUAUGGUCGAAACAAAAGCGGGCACGGAUCAAUUUCUAUGCAUCUUUAUUGUACUUGUUUCGUUUGUUGCCGCCUUUGUUAUUCAAAGAAUUACGAUUCUCAUCAAAUCUUUUGGAUAAAUUUACUCGAGAUAUUCUUGCUGGUCAUGAAGUGGCCAAAAUGCUGGCCAUUUCCAUACUUAAUCGUUGCGAUUGCACCAAUUGGCUCAAUGAAUUAAUACUGAAUGGUUCAUUGAAACAAUUGCUUUUGAGUCUUUUAUCAGACGAACGAGAAAUCCGAGCUAACAAAUACGAAUUCAUCAAAGCUUUUUACGUUUUUGAAUCAAAAAUGAUGCUAUUGCUAAUUAUAUUCUCAUCUACCAACGUUGACUACCUACUGAAUGGUUUGCUAAACAACCUCGAUCUGGUUCAAACGCUCGAAUCACUGCAAUGUUUUGAUAUGUAUCCAUAUUUGAUAUGCGAGAAUCCUGUUUGUUUCAAGAUGUUUGUCUACAUUUUACGGCUCAUGAUCACUAUAACAACUAUCAGCAAUAACAGGCAGAUCAUUUCAGAGUUUGGCUCGUUUAUAUCGGCCCAUUCAAUUUUGCAUGAUUUGAUCCGUUUGGCCCCUACAAUUAAAGAAAGCGUUAACGGUUCUGAACUAUUGCUGCUAGUUUCACGUUUGAUCGGCCGUCUCGUUUUGAAUGUAAAUCGAACGCUACAAACAAAUUUUAUUGGAUUACUUCCACUGUUUUGUUCAGGUGAACAAUCUUUGGCCUCAACAGACGGUCAGAUUGUUUUUAUUAUUCUAAAUGCCUGCGUACAACUUGUCUCGUCCAAUGCAACAGAUCAACCUUUAUUCGAGCCCUCACUCUCAUACACCGAUUCUCGAUUGUAUUGUAAGCACAAUCUUGGCCUUUUGGUUUCCAUUAUUCAUAGAUGCACAACUCGCUCCAAUGAUUUAGCUGAAAGUAUUGCCAUAAUUGAAUCAGCUCUCUACCUGUUAUGGACUCAUUUCAACAUGUAUUUUUCCAUGUCGACUACAACGGCUGACUUAUCCUUGGAACUAAUGCAAGAUAUUGAUUUGCUGCGAUCACAAGCCGAAUCAACAUUCAACGAAGUAUUUUUUGCCAAGAUACAAUCUGUCUCUGGAGCGAAUAAUAACGUAUUUAUAGAUGCUCUUAGUCGCCGUAUCAAACGUAUUGUCUACCUAAAACAUACUCAUUCCUUUUCAUUGACCAGUAUUGCUAAUGACAGUACUUGUCCAAAAAGCCAAAUUUUUCUUCGCAAUUGAAACCAUCACCUUAUCCGUAUUUAAUCUUUACAUGAUUUUUGUCAACAUCAUUUCUCUAUUGUAUUGUAUUGUAUUGUUUUAAAAUAAUUGUUUAAAUUUCUAUAUUGAAA
Dermatophagoides farinae (American house dust mite) is the source of this 5460-nucleotide messenger RNA. It is a transcript of the gene Nup205, whose product is annotated as nuclear pore complex protein Nup205. The record is from RefSeq and is a predicted model, not a curated record. Gene Ontology annotation, cellular component: nuclear pore inner ring; nuclear pore. Gene Ontology annotation, biological process: nuclear pore organization. Lineage: Eukaryota; Metazoa; Arthropoda; Arachnida; Sarcoptiformes; Pyroglyphidae. Gene Ontology annotation, molecular function: structural constituent of nuclear pore.